This is a messenger RNA of Paramecium tetraurelia, 1192 nucleotides long. RefSeq lists its product as uncharacterized. NCBI's taxonomy places the organism in Eukaryota, Ciliophora, Oligohymenophorea, Peniculida, Parameciidae. The record is from RefSeq and is a predicted model, not a curated record. The transcript has 5 exons.
AUGAUUAAAAGAAUGUAAAGUAAGGAGGACAUCAUAAAAGAUUAAUACAUGAAGACUUUAACAUGUUUCUUAUAAGACAGCACUCUUUAUGACUGCUUAUCUAUCAAUAAUUAAGUCAGUGUAAUUGAUUAGUCAUUCUCCUUGUAUGAUGUUUUCAAUGUCUUUAUCGAGACACAUAUUGAUGAAGUAUUGUUUUGGAAUCCAGAUGUAGCUUAUUAUGAUGGAGUAUUCACUCAAACUGAUUUGAUUAGAAUCAUUCUCAAAUGCUAUCAAAACACUAUAAAUGGCAUUCCGAAUGUUUGGGGAAAUAGUAAGAAUUAAGUGUAGCCCAUAAUGGAAGAAGAAGAUGAAGAUAGAACAUCAACUCCUGUCACCAAAACUUAAGUAAUUGGCUAGGAGUAAAUUAAUAAGUUGCUCAUUGAUUUGAGGACUAUCUCUGUAAGAGACUGGUUUAAUUCUUAUGGAGAAAAUCUUCAUUAAAGCAGUCUUGUUCAGGCAGAUAUGGCUGAUAACCUAAAUGAUGCCAUGAAAAAAAUAUUAAAGUAGGGUGUAACAAGAAUUGUAGUUAUUGAUACUGAAUCUAGAGUUAUUGUGGGCAUCCUCUAGCAAAAAGAUAUUUUGGCUUUUCUUGUUAAAGGAUUUAGUUAGUAUUUCCAUCUAUAAUUAUCCCAAAAAUCACUUAAGAUUGAAGUUCGAAGUGAAACUCAAUAACAAUCUGAACAACAUGAUUUGGAAAUAGGUUACUUUAGUGAUACCAUACUCCAGUUGAACACCAAACUCCCAUUCGACACAAAUGUAUAUGACGUGUUUUAUAAAUUGAUUUAUGUUUUCAAAAGAAAUGCUAUUCCUAUUGUGGACAUUAACAACUAGUAUUUGGGCUUGAUUGAUAGAAGGGAUUUUUUAUUCAUCCUCAAGUAUCAAGUCUACGACAUGCUCAAUAGAUAAGCCAUUGAUUUAUUGAAUUUUAUUAGAAUUGAGAAAUCUAAGUAUGCAGGCUUUAGUAUUUGUAACAAAGAGCUAUUUCACAUGAAAUAAACUGUAAAAGAAGUUGUUGAAAAUUUACUUCUCUCGUCUAGAGGUAGUCUAGUAUGUCUGAACGAUAACAAAGAACCCAUUUCCACACUCUAGAUGUCUGAUCUCUUCAAAAUAUGUUUAGAUGAUAUCGAAAUAGAAUGAAAUUAUUCUACAAUAA